CCUGUUCCGGGAUUCCGCUUGUUGUCAGAAAGCUUUGGGGUUCCGGCCAGCGCUCGGGGCCUAUUUCUGGGGUCCAGGUUGGCGCGAGGUCGGCUGCUGCAGCCAUGGCGGCCUCCACCGCAGCCGGGAAGCAGAGGAUUCCCAAAGUGGCCAAGGUGAAAAACAAAGCCCCAGCUGAGGUACAGAUAACUGCUGAGCAACUCUUAAGAGAAGCUAAAGAAAGAGAGCUUGAACUUCUUCCACCUCCACCUCAACAGAAGAUCACAGAUGAAGAAGAGCUAAACGAUUACAAACUAAGAAAAAGGAAGACUUUUGAAGAUAAUAUAAGAAAGAACAGGACUGUGAUUAGUAACUGGAUAAAAUAUGCACAAUGGGAAGAGAGUCUAAAGGAGAUUCAAAGGGCUCGAUCCAUAUACGAGCGUGCUUUAGAUGUAGACUACCGAAAUAUUACACUCUGGCUGAAAUAUGCAGAAAUGGAAAUGAAGAAUCGCCAGGUCAACCAUGCCCGAAAUAUCUGGGACCGGGCCAUAACAACUCUGCCUCGAGUCAACCAGUUCUGGUACAAGUACACAUACAUGGAGGAGAUGUUGGGAAACAUUGCUGGCGCCCGGCAGGUGUUUGAGCGCUGGAUGGAAUGGCAGCCUGAGGAGCAAGCCUGGCACUCUUACAUCAACUUUGAGCUGCGAUACAAAGAGGUGGACCGGGCCCGCACCAUUUAUGAACGCUUUGUCCUCGUGCACCCUGAUGUUAAGAACUGGAUCAAGUAUGCCCGCUUUGAAGAAAAACAUGGUUAUUUUGCCCACGCACGGAAAGUGUACGAGAGAGCUGUUGAAUUCUUUGGAGAUGAGCAUAUGGAUGAACACCUUUAUGUUGCCUUUGCCAAAUUUGAAGAAAAUCAAAAAGAAUUUGAAAGGGUACGAGUGAUCUACAAGUAUGCCCUGGAUAGAAUUUCAAAGCAGGAGGCCCAAGAACUCUUUAAAAACUAUACCAUCUUUGAGAAGAAGUUCGGUGAUCGACGGGGUAUUGAAGACAUCAUUGUGAGCAAACGAAGAUUCCAGUAUGAGGAAGAGGUGAAGGCUAAUCCACACAAUUAUGAUGCGUGGUUUGAUUAUUUGCGCUUGGUGGAAAGUGAUGCAGAAGCAGAAACCGUUCGAGAAGUCUAUGAAAGAGCCAUUGCCAAUGUGCCACCCAUUCAAGAGAAGCGGCACUGGAAGCGCUACAUCUAUCUGUGGGUCAACUAUGCACUCUAUGAAGAAUUGGAGGCCAAGGAUCCUGAGAGGACGAGACAGGUGUAUCAAGCUUCUUUGGAAUUAAUUCCUCAUAAAAAGUUCACAUUUGCCAAGAUGUGGUUACUAUAUGCACAAUUUGAAAUAAGACAGAAAAAUUUACCAUUUGCCAGAAGAGCUUUGGGAACUUCCAUAGGCAAAUGUCCAAAGAACAAGUUAUUUAAAGGUUACAUAGAAUUGGAGCUGCAGCUUCGAGAAUUUGACAGAUGCCGGAAGCUUUAUGAAAAGUUCUUGGAAUUUGGACCUGAAAAUUGUACCUCCUGGAUUAAAUUUGCAGAAUUAGAAACAAUCCUUGGUGAUAUUGAGAGAGCCCGGGCAAUCUAUGAGUUAGCCAUCAGUCAGCCACGCUUAGACAUGCCAGAGGUGCUUUGGAAGUCAUAUAUUGAUUUUGAAAUUGAGCAGGAAGAAACUGAGAGAACACGAAAUCUUUACCGAAGAUUGCUUCAGCGGACACAACAUGUCAAGGUAUGGAUCAGCUUUGCACAGUUUGAGCUGUCUUCAGGGAAAGAAGGAAGUUUGGCUAAAUGCAGACAAAUUUAUGAAGAGGCUAACAAAACCAUGAGGAACUGUGAAGAAAAGGAAGAGAGACUUAUGUUGCUGGAAUCCUGGCGAAGCUUUGAAGAUGAAUUUGGAACAGUAUCAGAUAAGGAGAGAGUAGACAAACUCAUGCCAGAGAAAGUCAAGAAGAGAAGAAAGGUCCAGGCUGAUGACGGGUCUGAUGCAGGGUGGGAAGAGUACUAUGAUUACAUCUUUCCAGAAGAUGCUGCCAACCAACCCAACCUCAAGCUUCUGGCCAUGGCCAAACUUUGGAAGAAACAGCAACAGGAAAAGGAGGCUGCAGAGCAAGACCCAGAUAAGGACAUUGAUGAAAGUGAAUCCUGAUGCUCUUGUUCAUAUUGAUAAGUGUUUUAUUAUUUUUAUAAAUUAACCAUUCGGAACUCUUGUGACUCCGUAAGUUUUUGUAUAUUUCACCAGUAAGGAAUUGGAGUCUUUGAUAGCUAUUUUUUGAAUUAUUUUUAAAAUGUUCUUGGGUUAGUGAGGGGUGGGGGGUUGCAAGAAAAUUUUUUGAACCAUUAGUUUCCUUUAUCGGAGUCCAAACAUUUUUUUGUCCAUAUCAUGCAUUAGGAAAUCUAAUUGAGGUAAUGCUUUCAACUAUUUUAGAUGGACCUGCACUUUUCAAAGUGUUUUUCUAGAAGUGUUCAAGUUACAUUCUACAGUAACUUUUAAAGUUUUUUUUAUGCUUGUCUUCUUCAUAAAGAUAUUUAGUGCACUCACCUGAAAUCUCUAACUUCUUCACAUCUUCAGUCACACAGACUCGAGUUCCAUUCCCAGCUGCCACUUAGUAAUCUAUAACUUAAUCUUUUAGUUUCUUCUCUCAUAAAAUGGCCGUCUGCCAACUCAUUUUGAAGAUUAGAAAAAGAAUAUACCUGGCACAUCGUGACUGCUCAAUAAAAUGUUCAUUCCCAGCCACUUUCCUAAACAUGUUCAUCCUUGUAGAAUUGAAUGUGCUUGGAUUAAUUUAACUUCUAAAUACCCGUACUUUCUUAACAGUGGCCAUUGGUACUACAUGCUUUUGAAAACACCAGUUGGGAAAUAAUUGAUAGUAUUUCCGACCAAGGUCUUUUUGUUACCAAGAUGUUUUAGUCAAAUUUCAUGCUGUAAUCAGUUUCCCCCACUGAUUGAGCUCUGUAAUGGCUUAAAGAAUAGUAACACAUGUGCUGUGAAAAACAGUGCCCCCUGCUCCAGUAAAUUUAGGAAACCCCAGGUUAAGGUUGAGCCUUGUUAAUCAACUCUCUUUACAGUUCAGCUUCUCAGAGCCUUGGAUACGUUACUGUACAUGAUGAACCCCAAUAGCAAUGCUGGCGUGUUUCCCAACCUUACUGGACGAGGGAAUCAUUUCUACCUGUAGUACCAAUAAACAUCCCCUAGUGUGUUACAGCAGAAGGUAGCUACUGUAAUCCAGGAUACAUUUAACUUAGGCUUGGUUUAGAACACGUGAAAAACACCAAAGGUAACCAACUGUAAUGCCAAAAAAGAAAACUUAAAGUAGCACAGAGAUAUUAACACAUUUGUUGAAGCACUGCUCAUAUCCUCAAGCAAAAAAUAUUUGCCUUAAUUAACUGAUCUGAUUAUUUUCUUUAAUCUGGCCUGAUUUCUCAGGCCUAUUUUUUUGUUUUGUUCACUGCCCAAGUUAUUUGACUCGAACUGUCAUCUUCAAGAGUAUUUUUUCACCUGGGAGGGCAACUAGCAACUUUAUUAUUUGCAGAUUUAAUUGGGUAAGGCUUACUAAAUGUACAAAAAUGUUAAAGAAUAAAAAAAGCUAGUCAGUAUGGUACUGAAUUGUAUCUUGAAAGUAAGCUAGUGUUUGAGGGCAGAGGCGGCUAAGACGGCCAGGAUCAAAGGCACACCUGUGUUCAGCCUCAGUGCUUCCAGCUCUGGACCAGUGUCACCCAGCUGCUGGGUGUCACGUGGGUCCUGACUAUGGAGUACUGAGGUCUGGUUAGCCAGGAGGAACAUUUCUGAUUUUAAUACCCUUUAGCUAAGUACAGAGUCAAGGAGUGAGAUGAAAGCAGGUCAAAAUGCUAAUUAAGUGACUUAUCAGAGUCUUCUAUAAUUCUGUCCGGUUUAUGCUGCAUAAGAACAAAAAUUAAUAGUCAGGUUCCCAAUGUAAACUCCUACCGCCACUUUCUGGCUGGUGCCAGCAUGAAAUGCGUGAAGGAAAAAGUUUACCUUCUCAUGGGAGAACAUGAAAGAUGUCUCUCACCUUCAACUCCACCAGGGUAAGUCCUUUAAGAGGCAAAAGCUUUUUAGUAAUCGUUUCUGUGGGGUUUUCUUUAGCCACUUCUUUUACUCACUGGAUAUUUUCAGGUAUUACAAGUAAAGAAAACUAAACAUGAAACUACAUGGGUCGCCCACAACCUAGUUUUAUGGCCUUUCUUUUGGAAUUAGGUUUUUUCCCCUUUAAAGAAACCUCAGUGUCUUUUUAUAUUUUCAAAGGCAGGAUUUAAGCAAAGUAGUGUGAGAUUAGACAAGGAAAAGAUCUGGGACUUAACAGUAUGUAAACAAGUAUCUGGGAAGAAUUUACUAUGCAAUAAGAAGGAUGCCUAAAUAUUGCUGGGCAGGGGCUGUUUCAAGCAUGUAUUUUAAAAAUGCUUUCUACGUAAGCCAAACAAGAGAAACAUCAUAUCCUAAAUGGUGGCUCUUCUCAAUCCUGAUGUAAUUUUAUAAAUGACCAACAAGCUUCCAGAACACAUUCAUAGUCUACAGUGCAUUUUAUUAUACAUCUUAGAUUUAUACAUUUCAUAUAUGCUUUUAAAGCUUCAAUUAACAGUUCGAUACAAAAUAAAAAAUAUGUAUGUAGCAGUGGUUCUCAGGCACAGAAUUUAGGAGGAGACUGGAGCAAGUUUUUUCCCUAGCAUAUAGUAAAUAUUAUGAAACAAAAUAGUGGAAUGUUUCCAUCUGACCCAGCUGCCUUUUUGACUGAAUUUUAUUACAGUGAACAGCUUUAGUAGGUAGGAUAUUGCUAACUGGAAACAAUGAGACUCAAGUCUAUAACCUGUAUUUUCUUGAAGUCUGUGAGACCUAAAUGAUUACUUUUCUCCUAAUAGAGCUCCAAGAUCAUCCAAUGAAAAUAAUAUUGUCCAUAAAAUAUCUGGAGCAUCAGCCUAAGAACCACUGCCCAUGGUUAUUCAAUGUCUUCAGGCCUCACAGGAUGAGGUAAUGGUAUGAUGGAUUUCUUCUCAGUGUCUCUGGAAAGUGCUUUCCUCAUAUCUGUUAGGAAGCAAAAUUUAAUGUAAGUACCCAAAUACCAAAAUACCUUAUGUCAAAGUGUGUAUGUAAAGUUCUCAUAAGAGGUUUGUCCCCUACCCCAUUUCCUAGGUCCUCAGAGACAAAUGUUUUUAAGUGAGACUCCCAGUCACCAGUACUCAGCUCUUCAUACCAAUGUUCUUUUGACAAACUCUUAGUAAAAUUAACAUGCCGGUAACAUAAUAAAAUGACUGAUAGCAAUUAACCAUUGGUUAAUGUAAUUUAACCAUUGAUAGGUUCAUAAAGGCAGGUUAAAGGAGAUUUAAAUAUUAUAGCUCAAAUUUAAAAUAUUAAGUCCAACAAAUACUAUGAUUCUUUUCCAUUUGUUAAAAUGACUAGUGUGUAGAAUGAAUGUAAGUGUUUUGGCUUCUCUUGGGGGAGACUGCCACAGAAGGGAGCUCACCAUAGGCAUCCUCGUCGGGCUCUCCGUUGCUGGCCGAGUAGUACUCUAUGACCGUCCUGUACACACUGUAGCCCAACUGCUUGUACAUGUUGACUGCAACUUGGUUAGAUACUCUUACAAAGAGAUCGACAAAAAAUCCACCCUUUCUUUAAGGAAAAAAAAAGGGGAAAUGUCAGUUACAUAUUUUUAAAAACACUUGUUUUUAGUUGGCUUUGACUACUCUUCAAAGAAUGGUAAUAAUAGGACUUUGCAGCUGAUUACCUCAUAUCCAUUUUUAUUACUGAGGAUUUAUGACAAUUAUUUUGAGGUACAAAGAGAUGAUUUUCUCUUAGCAUACUAACAUUUUAAAACCUGUAUUUUCUUUAAAAGAUAAACUUUUAAAACAUUUUUUUAAACCAUAAUUGUCUUGUGUAUUUUAUAUCACUGUAAAUGACAUGCUCAUUUUAUCAACUAGUGAUACAAUAUUUUCACCUAUACGUGCAAAUUAAAGAUUUUGAGCAAUAACAGGCACCUGUGUGCCCAUGGCCCACGCGUAACGACAGGAUACGGGCUGCCUGACACUGGCAGCCCUGAAGCCCUCAGGUCUCUCUGGGCAUUGACAGCCAUCCCCUUUACCCAGAGGUCUCCAAGUCUUGACUCUUACUCUCAUUUGCUCCUUGGUUUUUGCUGUAGAUUCACCACCUAGUACAGUUUUUCCUAUUUAUGAACUUUAUAUAAAUACUAUCGUACUUUGUAUAUCAUUUGGUGAUUUGCCCCCCUCAGUAAUGUGCAAGUCAGCCUGGUGUAGCUGGAUCUUGUUCAUCUUCCCUUUGUUUAGCAUUCCAUUGUAUGGAUGGAUAUACUGUAAGUUGUCCAUGGUUCCACAGAUAAACAUGUCGGGAUUCUACUAUUAUAGACUAUGCUGCUAUGAAUAUUUUUAUUGUAUGUCUCAUGGUACAAUAUCUAAGGUCUACAACUAGGAGUGUGAUCACUGGCUCAUAGGGGCAUCUUCAGCUUUUUUAGGUAAUACCCAUUUCCCAGUCUGCUCACACUCCCCCGAGGAGGGUAAGACUCCAUUCCCACAGUGACAAAGGCUUGGUGCAUCAGACAUUUUUAUUUUUGAAAAUCUCAUAAAAGUAUCUCCGGGUAAUUUUAAUUGGCAUUUCUUAUUACUAAUGAGGCUAAAUAUAUUUUUGUAGGCCAAUUAGAUUUCUCAUUUUUUAGUCCUUAUUGGUCUUUUACACAUUUUUUUUUCCUCUUCCCAACUGUGGUUCUCUAUGUAUUCUGGAUAGUUGACAUUAUGUAAAGGAUUGUUGCAAAUCUUUUCCCAGUUUGUGGCUUGACUUAUCCUCAUGUAACUUUUGAUAAACAAAGUUACUUCAGUGAAGAUGCAUAUGAGCCUCUCCUUUACAGUCAGACUUUUUAUAGCUUAUUUAAGAAGUUCUUUUCUACCCUGAGGUCAUGGGUUACUUAAAAGGGCUUUUGAGUUUUGCUUUUCACAUCUAGGUUUUUAAUAAAUCUGGAACUGAUCUGUGUAUGGUAAGGUAGUAAUCUGGGAAGUUUUUUUUCCCACAUGGAUAUCCAGUUGUGCCACCGUCCCUACUGAAGAGAGUGUCCCUUCACUGCUGCUCUGCAGCUGCCUCCUCUGGAGUGUGUCAAAAUCCACGUAUCCCUGCAUCUGUUCCUCGAUUCUGUUCCACUGGUCUGGACAAGUACGCCAGCAGUGACACAGAGCUCGCUCAUUACUGCUUGAUAUCUGGAGGGGCAAACCUGCCCAUUUUGUUGUUGUUCAAACGAUCUUAUCUCCUUCCAUUCCCCUGUAAGCGUCAGAAUCAAUUUAACAAGUCUCACAAAAAAGACUGGCGAUGUUGAUUGCAAUUACAUUGGCUCCAUGGAUCAAACACCAGUUUAGCCCUCCAUGCCACUGACCUAGUUCUCUCUCCACUAAGAUAGGUCAUCUUUUCUGUCUCUCAGGGAAGUGUUGGAAACUUCAGUGAAGUCUCACACAGCUUUUGUUAGAUUUUUCUCAAAGGGCUUAAGGUAUUUUGAUGCCACUGUAAUUGGCAUCUUUUCCUAAAUUUUACUGUUUGUAUAGAAAUUGAAAUUAAAUUUUAUACUGACUGUCCAACUCUGCUUAACUUUUAUUCUAAACAUUUAUUUAUAGCUUCUUGUGGUUUUGUUUGUACAAUCUUAUGUGUACAAAGAGUUUUGUUUCUUCUCAGUCCUUGUAUCUUAUUUUUCUUGCUGUACUGUGCUGUCUAGGAUUUCCAGUAAAUUACUGAAGAUGGGCUGACUGUAGGCAUCCUUCUUGUCUCAUCCCUCUCUUCAAAGGGAAAGCAUUCAAUGCAUCACUGAAAUGAUUUACUACAGGUUUUUGGUAGAUAUUCUUUUUUUAGGUUAAGGAAGUUCUAUUUCCUUCAUUGCUAACAGUUUUUAAUCAAUAGGAUUUUAUCAAAGCAUUUUCUGCACUUACUAACAAAUGUUCUCCUUUCAUCUGUUAAUAUGGUGGAAUACAUUUACAGAUUUUCUCAUGUUAAAACAACCUUCCUUCCCCUGAUAGAUCAUCCUUUUUAUGAAUUGCUGAAUCCAUUCUGCUAAGAUUUUUCUGGGACUUUUGCAUCUAUAAAGACUGAUAUUUUCUUCAAAUUUUCAUUCCUCUUAUUUCUUGUUGGGUUUUCUUACAUAAGUAUUAGUUAUUUCA
Molecule: messenger RNA, 8176 nt
Organism: Mirounga angustirostris (Northern elephant seal)
Lineage: Eukaryota; Metazoa; Chordata; Mammalia; Carnivora; Phocidae
Gene: CRNKL1
Product: crooked neck pre-mRNA splicing factor 1
Exons: 14
Coding region: 105-2168 (687 amino acids)
Biological process (GO): spliceosomal complex assembly; mRNA splicing, via spliceosome
Cellular component (GO): precatalytic spliceosome; post-mRNA release spliceosomal complex; Prp19 complex
Molecular function (GO): protein binding
Source: RefSeq, a predicted model, not a curated record